UUGUUAUUGUUGUUGUGUGCUGUCACCGUAGUGUGUAGUUAGUGAGUGAGCGUGUAGCGUGUGUGCUGAUCGUUCAAAACGGCUCGAUUGCGGAAUAGCCAAACGGAUUUACUACCGGUCGAAAAUAAGAGGAAAGAAAUAAAAGAAAAAAAAAGAUCAUUCAGUGAGUGAGUGGCAGUUGGUUGAAUAAAAUUCGCAUUUUAUUUUCGCCAGCCGCACGAAACACGCCAAUUAUCAGCGAAGUCGUUUCGGUGUCUGUGUGUGUGCAAUCCUGGAAGAAAGUUGAUUUCCGGACCCGAUCAAUCGAUCAUCCUCCAGAAGAACACGCAACGGCAGUGAAUUGGAGCGAACGGUUGGAAGGCUGCCAGCUAGCAAUCCACCACGGAUUAUGCUUACCAGACGAAUGCAGCAGUUCUUUUGCACUACCGGAGUAGUGUUGCUGCUGCGAGUAACGGGUUGAACUUCCGAAGCGCCACUGUCUGUCCCGUGCCGCGUGUAUCGCGUUCGUGCGUAGCCGAGGAUCACACAAUCGCUAUUUAUUCGGUCUUGUAAAGCCUUCAUUGCCCCGGCUGGCAGGUGAAGCGUAACGGAGGGGCCAGCAGCAGUAAAAUCGAGAGUGAAGGAUGGAAAAGUACGUAACCGUCGUGUCGGUGGACGAUCAGCUGCUGUCGCCGAUCGUGCCGCCACCGAUCGAUCCGGUCGUGAUUGUCGCCAGCAGCGGCACCAGCGCCGACCGGGCCGUCGAGCUGAGCAACCUGAACGGACUGGCGAAGGUGGCGAACGGCUGCACGGAGCAGCAACCGAUGGCACAGCAGCAGCAGGACGAGCCGCUGGACGAUUCACAGUUUGUGACGGUGCUGUCCAUCAACCACGGGCAGCAUGGCCGGCAGCAGAGCGCACCGGAAGUGGUGCUGGUGUACCGGUUGCCGGGCGAGCGGCUCGGCUUCGGGCUAAAGUUUCAGGGCGGCACCAAGAGCAACGAGAAGAUACAGCGGCUGUUCAUACAGUCGUGCGCGGAAAACAGUCCCGCGUCCCGGGUACAGGCGAGCUGGGGCCAUCUGCGCGAGGGCGACGAGAUACUGGAGAUAGACGGCGUUAGCGUUUGUCGGAUGACGCGCAUCGAGUGUGUGAAGUGUCUGAAGGACAGCAACGUUGCCAUCAAGCUGCUGGUGCGGAACGGCGAGGGCAAGGUACAGAACUUUUACGGUGGGGACAUUCCAGAGCGUAAAGGCCCACCGCCUCCGCCACCGGUUCCACCGCGAAAGCUAAACAAGCGCAAACAGGCGACGGUGGAGCAGCAGAACGCUUCCAGUGCGGCUGACGCACCGGCAGGUCCACCAAGCAAACAGGGCUUUGGAACAAUGCAGCCAAACAGUGGCCCAGCCUCGUCGGAACCGGCGCCGCCAGACGCGGAGAGCUACAGCAAUCUCUUCGCGGCCGACGACAUCAGCGACCUCAUCUCGGAGUCGGACGAUACGGCCAGCACCAUCUCGACCGUGGUGGACAAGUUCUCGAUCUGCUCGAGCCUGUCGUCCGAGGACUACACGAUCCCGUCGCACGGUGGCCCGGCCGGCAUCGGGCAGAGUGCGGAGCUGGCCAAAGCGCUCAAGCCUUUCACGCUGCUCGAGCAAGAGUUCAACCUAGAGAGCAGCAAGUUCGAAACGACCAACCUGUUUACCUUCAAGCCACCGCCGGCAGCGAAUGGCUCGAACGUGGUCCAGCUGGAAGUGCUGGCAGAGAAGCCCGCCGUCCCCGCGGCUGCCGGCGGCGAGUACGAAAAUGUCACCAUCAUGAAGGUGGACGAAAAUCGCAACUACGAGAACGUCACCGUACCGUACGGGCCGUACGAGAACGUUACGAUACAGACGGUGCAGCCGUACGAGAAUAUGGUACUGAACCGGGGCGCCGUGGCAGGUCGUCCGAGGCAGCAGAGCGGCAGUGAACCGGCUAGCCCACCAGCAACGACCGAGCCGAGCAGUGGGGUGUAUGAAAAUUUCGAGCUAAAAGCACAAACCGUUGCAGCAGUGCCGCCACGUCCACUACCAAGACAGGGUGCGGUAGUGGAGCCGAAGAAGCGGGCACCGAUACCUGUCCCGAUUCCGAUCGUCGUGCCACCACCACGCCUGAAGCCGGCGAAACCCGCUCAGAAUGGUUCGGGCGGUGCACAGCAGCAGCAGCAAGCGUCGGUGGAGCCUUCACCCGCUGUAAACGCACCGCUUGGGUCCGAGUUCAACACGGUCCAGAGCUGGCUGCAGGAGGCAACGGAAGUGAUACACGAGUGCGCUCUGACCGAGCGGGGUGAGGAAGCGCCAGCCGAGGAGAAAGCGCCGCCAGCGGUCGAAGCGGUGGCGAAGCAGCCACCGGCAGCAACAGAUCUGCCGCGGUUGAUCGAUUUCCAUCCGAAAGUGUCGGUGCCGCUGAAAGCGCUCGAGGAAGAGAUGGAAGCGAUUGCAGCGCCGCCAGCAUCGCCCGUACGGUUCGACGGCGGUGGCGAGCAGCUGUCCCAAGCGUUGGUGGAGGGUGAUGAGCUGGUUAAUGGAGGCAGUGGUGGUGGUCGGUUCGAGCUGCCACCGUCGGAGGCGGUCGUGCGGAAGUGCAUCAAGAUUUUGUCGAGCGAGGACCACACGUACAUCGAGAGCAGCUCGAGCGACGAGGAGGAGGAGGAGCGCCGGUACGGCCGGUCGGAGGAUGAGGACGAUCGGACGAGCAGCUCGUUGUCGCGCGAGGCAACCACGCCGGAACAGUUCCUGAGCGGCGACGGCUACAGUGAUGAGGAUGGGGAGAAGCUUGGUCCGCCGGAGAUUGUGUCCGGUGGGCCGUCCGAGGCGUACUUUAACUUCCCGUGGACGUCCAACCUGCUGCCCCCGAUUGGCGAGGUGGAGGAGGAGUUCUCCUCCUUGGAGCAUCAGCACAAUGGCCCGAUAGUUAUUAUCAACACGGCGGAGGAAACGGUUAUCAACGACACGAACAACAACCAGCAGCGGGAGAGGAAGAAGCCGCCGCCGAUCGAUGACGAACCGCCGCCGCCGAUGCUGCCACAUUCGAGCGUACCGUCGACGAAAAUAGUCAUCACAGGGCAUCGUAUCGAGGCGAUGAUGAGUGCCGGCGAAAAUAUCGGCAACGACCGGAAUCAGAUGGCAGCAGCUGGAGAGCCGGAAGACUCCGUGAACGGUGAUCAGGUAUCGCUGAUGGAUGAAGGAGAAGAAGAGGAGGAAGAGGAUCAAGAUGCAGUCGAUUCGGAUGAUUCGCUCGAGGUGGACAGCGGCACGAUCGAGCGGCGAUCGGACAACGGCAUGAAGAAGCUGCAACAAGUGGAAUCCAGAACGGUCCAGCCGGAUGAGGGCGAACAGCGCACAGAGUCGGAUGAAAAGGUAAACAACAACACAGUCGCUGAUAAGAAGGUGCCCGCUGAUCCCGCGCUGAUCCCAGUGAGUGGGGGCGAGAUUGAGCCGACCAGCACCUGCGUGGACGGUAGUGUCACACCGCACGUUAACGGUGGUGUAGAGACAUCGCACCAAGUUCCGGAAGCGAUCGACGGACCGAUGGAGCAGCAACCAUCGGCUGGAACAGCCGGUGAGAUAGAGCAGAUGCAGAUGGAUACUGUGGACGAACCCAGCAGUGAUGCAGGAAGUGUGCCAGCGAAGAGCGCAAACGAAACGACCGCCAGCGGGGAGCUGGAGGCAGUGGACGCGGACAACAGCAGCAGCAAUAUUGACGCGUUCUGUGGUGACGUAGACAUCGUCGUAGGCGAUACCGUUGAGAGUGACUUUGAGGAGCUGGUCAAAGCGCAAGUCGAACCGCUCGACGUCGAGGACAGUUCGGAGCAGAUACAACAGAUUCAUGAGCGAAUCAUUGUUGGCAUUGAGCGCGCUGUGAGUGAGGAGGAGAUGGAGGUGAGGAAGGUGAUGUGAAGGUGCUGCCGGACCCGUUGGAAAAUGGUGAUGUGAGUGCUGAAGUGAAGACGAUGGUGGACCCACCCAGUGAUGAUGGGGACGGUGAUGUCGUAGUGGAAAGUGUUGCUGCACCUGCUGCGCCUGCCGCAGAGGAAGAGGAGCAACGUGGUGAUGCGGUCGUGGUUGAGGUUGAAAAGGAGCCGAAGCAGGAACCAGGAACCGAAAUACAUCCAACAG
Anopheles merus is the source of this 4130-nucleotide messenger RNA. RefSeq lists its product as uncharacterized. Gene Ontology annotation, molecular function: protein binding. Lineage: Eukaryota; Metazoa; Arthropoda; Insecta; Diptera; Culicidae. The record is from RefSeq and is a predicted model, not a curated record.